Paramuricea clavata is the source of this 648-nucleotide messenger RNA. NCBI's taxonomy places the organism in Eukaryota, Metazoa, Cnidaria, Anthozoa, Malacalcyonacea, Plexauridae. The record is from the annotation of a GenBank genome assembly.
AUGAAACUUAAUUUAGCUCAGUGGUUUAUCACAGACUACAAAAUUGCCAACGGUAAACUUGUCAAACAAUCAUCAAAAGUCAUCCCGCGCUUCUUCCCUUGUUAUUCUUUAAAUCCAAAAGGAGUGAAUUAUCCCCUAUAUUGUAAAUAUCAGAUUUUGAAGUACAAAUCUUGGAAAAACUCUCAAAACGAUGCAUGGAAUUAUGAAACGUCAUCAGAUACUGCCUUUGUUAAUUGUUGGCUUGAAUUUUUAAAUUCUCCUAAUGCAAGUCGUUAUGUACCAAAUUGGGAAACGCACUUGCAAAAUGUGUUAGAUAAUGUUGUGCAAGAUGAUAAUGCCAACUACGAUGAGAAAUAUGAUUAUGAAAAUUCUCCCCAAGAGGAAUGGAUGAUUUUGUCUAAUUACCAUGAACUUCAAGGUAUGCAUAAGCACCCUGAAAAUUCAUAUAAUUGGCAACUAGAUUCGACAAAGUACGCUGCUGAACAAAUAUCUUCUAUGAAUAAAUGGAUUUCUAACCAAAGGUCUGAUUAUACUGUUGCAGCAAGAUACUAUAAAAUUGAUACAGAGACAUUUAGUGAAAAACGACAACUAGCAUAUGACCUUAUUGUUAACCACCACGGCAGACCAAUUGCCAAAGAAAUUAUUUAA